AUGGAGUGUCUUGCAGCGGGCAGACAGUCCUUCCGAAGAGUAAAAGUCGGCUACCACCCUUCGUCAUAUCGACCGGUCUAUUCCUUGACCCCGAAUCGAAAAUAUGCCCUGAUUUUUACACCUCGGCGCAUGGCCCAUAGCCGAACCGACACUCAUACCCAUGGUUCCUCCAAAGAAGCCACCGACGACUCUCAAGCAUAUCCUCUAUCAGGGUACUACUCUUUGAUCUUGAAACAUUCGCCAUAUCGCGGCGGGGCACCGACUGCGCGACCUACCACCGCUCAACCCGAGGACAAACCGGCGCCGACAAACAUGAGCGAAGCGAAAACCCCCCAGGAGAAAAUGUCCAUUGUAUUCGGCACACGCCUGGCUGGUCCUGGUCGUCAAUCUAGAUACAACCCAGGCGAGCUUCCGCCAGAACACCAGUGGCACACCAUCAAUGGAGUGCCCAUCCCGCCCCGGCCCGAAGAACCCGAGAAUUGUUGCAUGAGCGGCUGUGUACAUUGCGUCUGGGAUGAUUUCCGAGAUGAGAUGGAAGAAUGGGCUGCUAGAGCUGCAAAGGCUAAGGCCAAGGGCAGCUCGGAGAAGGGAACUAAGGACAUGCGCACCGAACCUCGAGCCGAGGUUGAUUCGGCCAGUCAAAGCAUGGAUGAUGAUGGUGGUGGCAGUGACACCAAUUGGCCCGCACCAAGUCAAGAUGAGGAUCUGUUUGCCAAUAUUCCAGUUGGGAUCCGAGAGUUCAUGAAAACUGAGAAGAGGCUGAAGCAGCAGAAGCACACGACCGUUUAG
Messenger RNA from Penicillium odoratum, 789 nucleotides. RefSeq lists its product as uncharacterized. The transcript has a single exon. Gene Ontology annotation, cellular component: mitochondrion. The coding region runs from base 1 to 789 and encodes 262 amino acids. NCBI's taxonomy places the organism in Eukaryota, Fungi, Ascomycota, Eurotiomycetes, Eurotiales, Aspergillaceae. The record is from RefSeq and is a predicted model, not a curated record.